Aplosporella prunicola CBS 121167 is the source of this 2415-nucleotide messenger RNA. RefSeq lists its product as uncharacterized. The transcript is spliced from 4 exons. The record is from RefSeq and is a predicted model, not a curated record. NCBI's taxonomy places the organism in Eukaryota, Fungi, Ascomycota, Dothideomycetes, Botryosphaeriales, Aplosporellaceae. Gene Ontology annotation, biological process: peroxisome organization; very long-chain fatty acid catabolic process; long-chain fatty acid import into peroxisome. Gene Ontology annotation, molecular function: long-chain fatty acid transmembrane transporter activity; ATP hydrolysis activity; ABC-type transporter activity. Gene Ontology annotation, cellular component: peroxisomal membrane. Bases 88 to 2205 code for a protein of 705 amino acids.
ACGUCGCCAUCGGAAGCAUAGAGCAUGCGCAACCAAACGUUCAAAGAAUCGAGCUCACAGGUGCUGUUCUGAGCCCAGUGCUACACCAUGGCCGCCCAGUCGAAGCUUAUUCCGCCGGACCGUACGCUCAAAGGACUCGUCAACGAGUUCACAGCGCUGUAUCUCAAACAUCGGACGAGGAUAUCCCGCGCCGUCUACCUGACACUUUUCGUCGCCCUCAUAAACCGUAUUCGCAGCGCCAUCUCGGAACAGAAGGCAGCCUCGGUGCGCGAAGCCGAAGCGCGUAGGAAACCUGGGACUGGAGCCACCGAAGGCGAAGCUACAUCAAGGAAGAAGGUCGAGCUGAAUCGAGAGUUCUUCCGGAAUCUUUUUCGGUUGCUGCAGAUCGUGAUACCAGGAUGGCGGAGUAAGGAACUUAGGUUGCUCAUCAGCCAUACCAUCUUCCUCGUACUACGGACUCUCAUCAGUCUGUAUGUCGCCGAGUUAGAUGGAAAGCUCGUGAGCAAUCUGGUUCGAGGCAAGGGUAAGGACUUCUUGACUGGGCUGGUAUGGUGGAUGGUCGUGGCGAUCCCUGCGACCUUUACAAACUCGAUGCUUUCAUAUCACCAAUGCAAGCUAUCGUUGCAAUACCGUACGCGUCUGACAAACUACAUCCACAACAAAUACCUCUCACAAAUGACCUUCUACACACUUUCAGCCCUUGACGAUCGAAUAAAGAAUGCAGACCAACUGAUUACUGUCGAUGUCGCCAAGUUCUCUAACAGCCUCGCUGAGCUGUAUUCCAACAUUGCCAAACCAGUUCUGGACAUGGUCAUAUACAACUACUCCCUCUCUCGAAGUGUCGGCGGGGAAGGUCUGUUCUUUAUGAGCUUGGUUGUACAGCUCUCCGCGAGUGUGAUGCGAGCCUUGACCCCGCCAUUCGGCAGAUACGUUGCAGAUGAAGCACGCCUCGAGGGCGAAUUCAGAUUUCAACAUUCGAGGUUGAUAGAUUACAGCGAAGAGGUGGCGCUCUAUUCGGGACAUGAGGCCGAGAAAGAUAACUUGGAUAAAGGUUACUUCACGCUUAUCAAGCACGUGAACCGGAUACUGAGGCGGCGGUUCUACCACGGAGUCAUGGAAGAUUUCGUCAUCAAGUAUUUCUGGGGUGCUUUAGGCUUGAUGUUAUGCAGUGUACCCGUCUUUUUCAAGAUACCCGGUGUUGGUGGCAGCAAUAUGGGUGAUCGAACAGAAAGCUUCGUCACCAACCGUCGCAUGCUUCUUAGUUCGUCCGAUGCCUUUGGUCGAGUAAUGUUUUCCUACAAGGAAAUAACCGAGCUUGCUGGUUACACCUCACGCGUUUCGACUCUGCUAGACGUCAUGGAAGAAGUCCAAGCCGGCCAUUUCGAGAAGAAGUUGGUGUCAUCUGCAAACACAGAGGAGAAUGCAGUCGUCCUCCGAGGCAGAGGUCAGGUCUCAGAAGACGAGGAUAUCGAAUUUAUCGACGUACCGAUUGUAUCCCCAAAUGGCGAUGUUCUGGUUCGAGCAUUGAGCUUCACAGUGAAACCGGGUGGUCAUCUGCUUAUCGUUGGACCCAACGGCUGUGGCAAGUCUUCCCUCUUCCGGAUAUUGGGCGGCCUUUGGCCUGUCUAUGGUGGAACGGUGAGGAAACCGCCAUUCGAGGACAUCUUUUACAUUCCGCAGAGACCCUAUCUCUCAAGAGGUUCUCUCCGCCAGCAAAUCAUAUACCCGGACGGGCUGCGUGAGAUGCGGGACAAGGGCAUCACCGACAAUGACUUGUACCGCAUCCUCUCCGUAGUCGAAAUCGAAGGCAUCGUUGAUCGGCCCGGCGGCUGGGAUGCUGAGCAGGAGUGGACUGAUGUCUUGUCUGGCGGUCUACAGCAGCGCGUGGCCAUGGCGCGUCUGUUCUACCACGCUCCAAAAUAUGCGAUCCUAGAUGAGUGUACGAGCAGCGUUACACUUGAGAUUGAAAGGAUCAUGUAUGAUGAGGCUAAGCGCCUGGGUAUCACUCUGAUGACAGUCAGUCACAGGAGAAGCUUGUGGAAGUACCACGAAAACAUCCUUCAGUUCGACGGGCAAGGUCAUUACAUUUUCACAAAGCUGGAUGCUGAAAGGCGACUACAACUGGAAGAUGAGAAGGAAGAGCUUGACCUUCAGCUGAGGGCAGUGCCAGACAUCGAGCGACGCAUUGCUGAGUUGACAGCUUGAUCGAGGAGUUGUUCUGUCUAGAUUUAGGGAACGACUGUUAAAUGUGUACCCAACUUAACUUUCGUAACAGUGCUCCUGUUGGAUUACAUGCUGUCACUUCUCAGGAGGGCGUGGGGUUGUAGGAGCGGGGCCUGAUGGGCUGCAGGGGUAGCUUCGCACAUAGCUAGAGCCUCGUGUUUCAUGAUAGCGUUAUAGUCUUUCAUACUGGCU